Messenger RNA from Camellia sinensis, 998 nucleotides. Its product is annotated as endochitinase. The record is from RefSeq and is a predicted model, not a curated record. Gene Ontology annotation, molecular function: chitinase activity. Gene Ontology annotation, biological process: chitin catabolic process; cell wall macromolecule catabolic process; carbohydrate metabolic process. Lineage: Eukaryota; Viridiplantae; Streptophyta; Magnoliopsida; Ericales; Theaceae.
AAUCACACAAACUCAAUAAAACAGAAACUUAAAAUAGAAACAAAAACAAUGAGAUUUUGCAUACUAGUUUUGUUUUCUAUCAUCUCCCUACUAGGAGCCACAGCACAAGAUAUUAGCUCCCUUAUCAGCAGAGAUCUCUUCGAUCAGAUGUUGAAGCACCGGAACGAUGCUAGUUGCCCCGGAAAUGGGUUCUACACUUAUGAUGCUUUUGUAGCUGCUGCCAAGUCUUUUGGGGGUUUUGGAACCACCGGAGAUACUGACACUCGUAAGAGAGAGAUUGCGGCCUUUCUAGCUCAAACUUCGCAUGAAACUACUGGUGGGUGGCCAAGUGCGCCAGAUGGACCAUAUGCAUGGGGGUAUUGCCAUGUACGGGAACAAAACCCUGCUGGGGACUAUUGUAGUCCAAGUCAAGAAUGGCCCUGUGCUCCUGGUAAACAAUACUAUGGUCGUGGUCCAAUCCAAAUUUCACACAACUACAACUACGGUCCAGCAGGGAAAGCUAUAGGGUCUGAUCUGUUGGGCAACCCUGACCUAGUCGCAACUGAUCCAACCAUAUCUUUCAAGACAGCAUUCUGGUUCUGGAUGACACCGCAAUCCCCAAAACCCUCGUGUCACGAUGUCAUCACGGGCAGUUGGACACCAUCUAGUGCGGACACCUCAGCGGGUCGGGUCCCUGGCUACGGUGUGAUUACAAACAUCAUCAAUGGCGGACUUGAAUGUGGCAAAGGCUCUAAUGCACAGGCAGAGGACCGGAUCGGAUUCUAUAAAAGAUACUGUGACUUGUUCGGAGUGGGAUAUGGCAACAAUCUUGAUUGCAAUAACCAACAGCCUUUCGCAUAAUCUUAGAUGUACACAUUUGAUAUAUAUACACAAAUAAAUAUUAAUGAAUAAAAGAAUAAACUCACUCGGAUCAGAAAUAAGUCAUCAUGAGUAUUCUUGUGUCACAAGAUUGUACCAUGUUCUUUGAUAAAUGAAAAAUCUACAGCAUUUGGAAGUGA